Molecule: messenger RNA, 3123 nt
Organism: Galeopterus variegatus (Sunda flying lemur)
Lineage: Eukaryota; Metazoa; Chordata; Mammalia; Dermoptera; Cynocephalidae
Gene: DIS3L2
Product: DIS3 like 3'-5' exoribonuclease 2
Exons: 20
Coding region: 98-2737 (879 amino acids)
Biological process (GO): miRNA catabolic process
Cellular component (GO): exosome (RNase complex); P-body
Molecular function (GO): 3'-5'-RNA exonuclease activity; RNA binding
Source: RefSeq, a predicted model, not a curated record
CUAGUUACAGCUGAGCUGCUUACGGCAGAAAGAAGGCUGAGCUGAGCAGUGGAGGCUCCCCUGGAUCUGGAGAGAAGAGGCAAUCUUGGAACCAGUAAUGAGCCAUCCUGACUACAAGCUGAACCUCCGGCCCCUGGGGACCCCCAGAGGUGUGUCCUCUGUGGUUGGCCCACAUGGUGUUGGUGUUUCGCCAGGUGACAAAAAGUCAAAGAGCAAGUCCAUGCGAGGAAAGAAAAAGAGCAUAUUUGAAACCUACAUGUCCAAGGAGGAUGUUUCAGAAGGCUUGAAGAAAGGAACGCUUAUCCAGGGUGUAUUGAGAAUCAAUCCAAAGAAGUUUCAUGAAGCCUUCAUUCCUUCCCCGGAUGGUGAUCGAGACAUUUUUAUUGAUGGGGUUGUUUCUCGUAAUAGAGCCUUAAAUGGGGAUCUGGUAGUCGUGAAACUGCUUCCUGAGGAGCAGUGGAAGGUAAUUAAACCAGAGAGCAGUGACAAAGAAACAGAAAUUGCCUAUGAAUCAGAUCUCCCUGAGGAGCUCUGUGGACACCAUCUCCCGCAGCAAUCCCUGAAAGGCCAUAAUGACAGUCCUGAUGUCAUUAUAGAGGCUCAAUUUGAUGACAGUGACUCAGAAGAUGGACAUGGCAACACACAAAAUGUGCUGGUUGAUGGUGUUAAGAAUCUCUCAGUUUGUGUUCAUGAAAAAGGAAAAGAGGAUGCUCGUGCACCACUUAUAAAAGAUGAGAGUACCUCCACAUCACAAGACACAGGAGCUUUACCCGAGAAGUCCCUGCAAAGAUCAGCAAAGGUGGUUUACAUCCUGGAGAAGAAGCAUUCUCGAGCAGCAACUGGCUUUCUCAAACUCUUGGCUGAUAAGAACAGUGAACUGUUUAGGAAAUAUGCCCUGUUUUCUCCCUCAGACCACCGGGUGCCUAGAAUUUAUGUGCCUCUCAAGGACUGUCCCCAGGACUUUGUGACACGGCCUAAAGAUUAUGCCAACAUACUAUUCAUCUGCCGCAUCGUGGACUGGAAGGAGGACAGCAAUUUUGCUCUGGGGCAGCUGGCCAAGAGUCUUGGGCAGGCUGGUGAAAUUGAGCCGGAAACAGAAGGAAUACUGACAGAGUAUGGUGUGGAUUUCUCUGAGUUCUCUUCAGAAGUUCUAGAAUGCCUCCCUCAAGGCCUGCCCUGGACAAUUCCUCCAGAGGAGUUCAGCAAGAGAAGAGAUUUAAGAAAAGACUGUAUCUUCACCAUUGACCCAUCAACUGCCCGAGACCUCGAUGAUGCCCUCUCCUGCAAGCCACUCACUGAUGGCAAUUUUGAAGUGGGAGUUCACAUCGCUGACGUGAGCUACUUUGUUCCUGAGGGGUCUGAUCUGGAUAAAGUGGCUGCGGAGAGAGCCACAAGUGUCUACUUGGUUCAAAAGGUGGUUCCCAUGCUUCCCAGGCUGCUGUGUGAGGAGCUGUGCAGCCUCAACCCUGGGACCGACAAGCUGACUUUCUCUGUGAUCUGGACACUGACUCCAGAGGGCAAGAUCCUUGAUGAAUGGUUUGGCCGGACCAUCAUCUGCUCUUGCACCAAACUGAGCUACGAGCACGCACAGAGCAUGAUUGAAAGCCCGAUGGAGAAAAUCCCUGAGAAGAAGCUGCCUCCCAUUUCACCAGAGCACAGCAGUGAGGAGGUGCACCGGGCUAUCUUGAAUCUCCACGAAAUGGCAAAGCACUUACGCCAGCAACGCUUUGUGGAUGGCUCACUCCGUUUGGAUCAGCUAAAGCUUGCUUUCACUCUGGACCAUGAGACUGGAUUGCCUCAAGAAUGUCAUAUCUAUGAGUACCGUGACAGCAACAAGCUCGUGGAGGAAUUCAUGCUGCUGGCCAACAUGGCGGUGGCUCACAAAAUCUACCGCACCUUCCCUGAGCGGGCCCUUCUGCGCCGGCACCCCCCACCUCAGGCAAAGAUGCUCCAGGACCUAGUGGAAUUCUGCAACCAGAUGGGGUUGCCCAUGGAUGUCAGCUCUGCAGGGGCCCUCAAUGAAAGUCUGACCAAAACAUUUGGAGAUGACAGGUACUCACUGGCCCGGAAGGAGGUGCUCACCAACAUGUGCUCCCGGUCCAUGCAGAUGGCGCUGUACUUCUGCUCAGGGGUGCUGCAGGACCAGGUGCAGUUCCAGCACUACGCCCUCAACGUGCCGCUCUACACGCACUUCACCUCGCCCAUCCGCCGCUUCGCCGAUGUCCUGGUGCACCGCCUCCUGGCUGCCACGCUGGGCUAUGGGGAGCUGCCAGCUUUAGAGCCCGACACCUUGCAGAAGCAGGCCGACCACUGCAACGACCGCCGCAUGGCGUCCAAGCGUGUGCAGGAGCUCAGCACAGGCCUCUUCUUUGCUGUUCUGGUCAAGGAGAGUGGCCCACUGGAGUCAGAAGCCAUGGUGAUGGGCGUCCUGAACCAAGCCUUUGAUGUGUUGGUGCUGCGCUACGGGGUGCAGAAGCGCAUCUACUGCAACGCUCUGGCCCUGCGGUCGCACCACUUCCAGAGGGUAGGCAGGAAGCCGGAGCUCACGCUUGUCUGGGAGCCCGAGGACACCGAGCAGGAGCCCGCACGGCAGGUCAUCACCAUCUUCAGCCUGGUGCAGGUGGUCCUGCAGGCUGACGCUACAGCCCUCAAGUACAGCGCUGUCCUGAAGCCGCCCGGCCCCGAGGGCUUCCCCGGCCUGGAGGAGGAGGCAGUAGAUGACAAGCAAAAGGACUGAGGCACUAGGACCCCAGCUCCCCCCAACUCUCCAACCCCCAGCCCGGCCAUCCCUCAGCCCCACUCACUCUCCCGCCCUACCCCUCUGGCUGUGAGGAAUAGGACUUUUUGACACCAAAGGGGAUUUUUAAUUUGAUUUUUAACAACUCAGGGGUUUGUUUUUAUCCUUAUUUUUACAUUUUAUUUUAUUCUUGCAGCUCAGUUUUUAAAUGAACUGGAGGGGACAGGGAGGGUCUGGAGGAAGGCUGAGGCCUGGACAGGGCUUUUCCCCAGUCCUCCUGGGAGCCCAGCCCCCGCUGCCAGGCCACCCACUGCCUAUGCCUGCCCAGGAAAUGUGAGAGUUUCAUCAAAUCAGUGUCAUGGAAUAAAACCAAGUAUGAAGUGCUA